This is a messenger RNA of Geodia barretti, 672 nucleotides long. The record is from the annotation of a GenBank genome assembly. Lineage: Eukaryota; Metazoa; Porifera; Demospongiae; Tetractinellida; Geodiidae.
AGCUCACCACAACUGCAGACACUUGUGUGUGGCGGACUGGCAAGGGGUAGCUUUUCUACAGGGCAGGAAGGAUAUAGACAGAGUGAGAGUAAUUCAUCUCUGUGUGUUUCAAGGACAGCUACACCACUAGUGGUUAUCCCAAGUGCUCAGCCACUCAGUCAAUCUAGUGAUGAGGGCAUGGCAGAGCUAAUUGGAGGAGCUUCCUCUCACGGUAUUUCGUCAGAUGAUAGGGGCAGAGUGUGUAGCGAAGUGACAGUGGAGAGUGUUGUGCCGUUCGUUGAGAGUGCAGCUCCACAGCUUUUGGGCCACCAUUCUAAACCUGAUCCUGAACCACUCUACAACAGAGUUCCAUCUGUUAAUAGGUCAAUGACACUGGAAGACUGUGCUCGCUACAUCUCUACUGAUACAUUGGACAGAACAGUCUACGACCUAGACUCCCUGGCUAGGUCUUCUGGUGGAUGUGGGGAAAGUGUCUCCAUUUCUCAGGGGAGGAAGUGAGGAAGGUUUUAGUGAAGGUUCUCAGCUGCCCAGAAGGGCAAGUGGGUUGAAGGAUUGUGAUGGAGGGAGUGGUGAGACGGAUGGGUGGUGUGGUAGUGAUGGGUUUGGAGACAAGUGUGGUGUGCUUGAAGGGUGUGAUGGUGGUGAGUUUGGUGGGGAAACUGAGGAGCUCGG